UACCUUGACAGAGCUGGAAAAUCCUUGGCGAAGCAGUCUCGUCGCAGCAACAGGAAGAAACAUCGUACAGUUUCGUCACCGCGAUGAAAAACGACUCAGCGCUUGGAAAUAUCACGUUUUUUGUGAUCUUUUUAUUAUUCGCGGGCAUAUCGGACGGAAAACCUAUUGAGUAUGAAGAUAUUGAAAAUCUGUUACCAACGGAACCUCAGACUACGAAUGAUACAUUAGCCGCUAUUGUGAGAGAUCCGGUGGUGCAAGAUGCUGUGCAAAAUACGGUCGGCAAUGGAACUUUACAAGGCCUGGUAGUAAAGAAGAAAGUGCUCGUUAUGCCCGCCACUGAACCCACUAAGGUGGUGUCACAGCGUGAGCAGGUUCUCGUCGUGCCCAUGAUGCAUUUAGAGGAUGUACGGAAAAAUAUAACGGAGACCGUAAAUGCGGAAACUGAUGUAGACGGCUUGACAUCUACAGCUGCUCAAUCUUUCACCGAAACUGAUGCGGAUGAAUACACAAACUCGGAAAGCACAGAUAUUUCUUCGUCCUAUGGAUCGCAGCCUGAUGAUUUCUACGAAGCAUUAACCGAGACGUCUAAAACCACGCGGAAGCCGUUCCUUAUCGACAACAUACCGCAAGAAAUUCCAUAUCUCGUGCCAAACCCAAGUCAGGAAAUAGCGCCUCCGGAACAUCCACAACCCGCAAUAUCGGUACCAAUCAUCGCGUUCCUCGAUCCCGCAAAAAUUUCUGAUGAUAAAAUUGACGUGCCGAUCGCGGCGGCGUUAUCGCGGCAAGAUGAAACCUUAAAGAGCCAAUUGGAGAACGGGCGCGACGAAAUUCAACGGAACGUUCAAAAUUACGUCGACAAAAGCUCGUGGAGCGUGGAUCCCAAUAAUUGGCAACUUAAUCCAUCCCCUUCGGAGAUGGAAGUAUCAUCUUCACCGUACGGGCCGAGUACAAAAGAGAUCAAAUAUAUGAACAAUAUUAAUUCUGAAAAUACGUUGCCCGUUACAAUGUCCCGUAUUGAUGUUGUAACGCCACUCUUUUGGACUUCGGAUGCGGAUAUUAAUUAUCCCAAAGAUCCACGCGACAUGGAAGUCGCCGCGGAUAUUGUCUUUAGACCGCUCUUCAGAUACCGACAAGAGGUGCAACGGAGAUCUUACAGAAAGCCGGUAUAUCAAAGAUACAAUCCUUACGAUUCUUAUCCAAGACGUAAUUAUCGAUAUAGACCCCGAUAUUCCGAUGAUUAUUAUUAGUAUUUUAAUAAUAGAAUGUAUGUUCUUAUUACUAAAAAAUUGAUAUGACGUAAGUAAAUAAUUAUCUUUCAUAAUAAUAGUGUCAAGUUAAAUGUUAGCUAUGCUAACUUAAUUUACAUUAAAGUUACAUUAAACUACAUGAAAACUACGAAUUACUAUUUAUAGCGAUUUUUAUAUUUUGAACUCAAUUUUUUCAAGUUUGUAAAAUUUGAUUGAUAAAAUGCGCUUGGACCUGCAGUGUUUGAGUUAAUAAAUAUUAACUAUUAAAUAAAAAAUAAAUUAUAUUUCAGAAACUGUCUAA
Wasmannia auropunctata (little fire ant) is the source of this 1548-nucleotide messenger RNA. RefSeq lists its product as uncharacterized. Bases 84 to 1247 code for a protein of 387 amino acids. NCBI's taxonomy places the organism in Eukaryota, Metazoa, Arthropoda, Insecta, Hymenoptera, Formicidae. The transcript is spliced from 5 exons. The record is from RefSeq and is a predicted model, not a curated record.